AUGAUUACUACCCCAUAUUCACUACCUGUGAUAGUGGUGCUGGGAAUCCUAUCCUCUCUAGUAUCAAUAUGCACAAUUGGAGGAAAUAUGCUUGUCCUGAUAGCAUUUUGUAUAGAUCGGGGCGUCCGUACACCAAAUAAUUACUUCAUUAUCUCACUGGCUGUCACAGACUUGACCAUUGGACUGAUUUCUAUCAAUUUCAUGAUUGUUUAUGUGCUGUUGGGAUAUUGGCCUCUAGGCAACUUCAUUUGCGACCUCUGGUUGACUAUUGACUUCACUGCUUGUCUUGUGUCACAGGCUACGGUGUUCCUGAUCACCUUGGAUCGAUACUUCUCAGUCAAGUUUCCGGUUAAAUAUAGAAAUUGGCGAAGUGAGUCAAAGCUCAAAUGCGUUUUGGCAAUAAGUUGGGUAGCACCAGCCUGUCUGUGGACACUUAUAAUUUUUGCAUGGUAUGAAAUGACGGGUGAACCCAGGCCACCGCCUAAUGAAUGCAAUGUUCCAUUCACCUAUUACACAACCUUCAAUACCCUCAUCGCAAUCUCCUACUUUUGGAUUCCACUCUGUUUCAUGACCGCAAUCUACGUGGGCAUCUACAAAGUCGCGGCUGGUCUUCAUCAGAAGCUUGAAGAGUCCCACAAGGGGCUUGCUGAUCUCGUUCUCAUGGCCGGUACAACUAUGUCGAAGAUUGGACUCUCCGCAAGUGUCACUGAGCCAGCAAACAGAGUAAAACCAGUUAAUGGAUCUGAGAAGCCACAUCAGGAGCAGAAUUAUGCUUCUGCCAAACGACAAGAUAUUAAAACAACCGACGCUGAUCAUCGACUUGAGAACGGUAUAAAUAAGCAAACACAGCCAAAUAGAUCUUCAGUACAAUUCCAAGCAGAACAUCCCACCGAAUACAUAGACUCUGGUCUUGGUGAGUCCAAUAACAAUCAACGGCCUCAAUCCGACUUUGAAUACUCGGAGCAUAAAGGGCGGACCAGCUCUGUGACGUUAGAAUCACCCGAAUUUUGUGAAAAUUACCAGAGUAUUUCAUCCCCCAAUGCACCACCCAGUCAAACAUCCUCGAUUUCACUCGAAAGCUAUGAUCCUUGGACGCGUCAAAGUGAAAUUAGUUCACAGUACAGAUUUGAAGAUCAGUGCAUGGCUACAACAAAACACAGUCAGGAAAACGAAACCAAUGGCGGAAGAAGGAUUCAAAUAUUAACUCUGCCUCAAUCGACGCAUUCACCGAAGACGCAAGAAGAAAAGAAGUGCAAAACUAAGCGAUCGAUGGUCUCCUUUUGCCAGCCUUUCAAACAGCUAACACACUUUAUGCGAAAUGAAUCAUGCCCAAUGGUUAAGCCGGAGAUUAGUUCCUCGGAUUCAAGCAGAUAUCAGGACAAUAACAACAGCAAAUUAUCCAAUAUGCCGUCCCAGCAAAAAUCCGACCGUCCCAACAUUAUACGGGAUCGAUUCUUUCGCUUUGAGAAUUCAAAGAACAUAGAGAACCGUAAAACAGAGCGGAGAAAACGAAGAAGAGCUCGGAAAGCCCUGCGGAUGAUUAGUCUAAUUUUGGGCGCUUUUAUGGUCUGUUGGACCCCCUAUCACAUCAUAAUCAUUGUGAAAGGAUUCUGUGACAUUCCAUCAACUGGUUAUUCGUGUAUUGAUGUGCAUUUAUACAAUUUUGCUUACUUCAUGUGUUAUAUGAAUUCCCCUCUUAAUCCCUUCUGCUACGCCAUGGCUAAUGUUGCCUUCAAGCGAGCUUUCCUACGAAUUUUGCAUGGAGAUUUUAGAAUCAACUGA
Messenger RNA from Rodentolepis nana, 1782 nucleotides. The record is from the annotation of a GenBank genome assembly. Lineage: Eukaryota; Metazoa; Platyhelminthes; Cestoda; Cyclophyllidea; Hymenolepididae.